Messenger RNA from Heteronotia binoei (common prickly gecko), 1162 nucleotides. RefSeq names its product NOP16 nucleolar protein (gene NOP16). The coding region runs from base 395 to 937 and encodes 180 amino acids. Gene Ontology annotation, cellular component: nucleolus. The record is from RefSeq and is a predicted model, not a curated record. Gene Ontology annotation, biological process: ribosomal large subunit biogenesis. The transcript has 5 exons. Lineage: Eukaryota; Metazoa; Chordata; Lepidosauria; Squamata; Gekkonidae.
GCGUAAAGCCUUCGAUGACCGGCGGAUGGCUGGGAUCAAAGGGUGGCGGAGCACUCUGCGCCAUUGGAGACCCUACACCUAAGGCCACAGCAAGGGCGGGGGAAAGGGCUUCGCUCUCACUACACUGACGUUCUCCAGCCACCGUACACGCCAACCUCUAACCUGGAGGUUAAUAGCGUUUGUGACCCGGAUAUGGAAACGGUCACAUAUAAGCAGCUAUUUCUUUCUGGGAGAUGUAGUCCUUUCGAGGGUUUUGUUCGGAGAAUGUUACUAUACUUAUGGGAAAGCAGAACUACAUUUCCUAUCAGCUACAGCGGUAAUCGGUCUUACUGUGCUGGUAAAGGAAUCUACAUUACGGAACCGCGUGUGUCGUCUGUUUGGUCUUAUUGUCGUGAUGCCGAAAGCCAAGAAAAAGAACAGGCGGAAAAAGUACAACUACAAUGUGAACCGCAAGAAGCUGAACAGGGCUUUUCGUAAGCGAGCGAAGCCUCGUAUACAGUGUUCCCAAGUACGACAUGCCUGGGAUCACACAAAAUCUGUAUCACAAAACCUGACUGAAAUGGGACUGGCUGUUGACCCAAAUAAGGCUGUUCCCAUUCCAAAGUUAAUGCAACCAGUGAUGAAAAUGGAAAUUGAUAGACAUGAAAAAAAGACCAAAAUUGUGCGGAAGCCAUAUGUAUUAAAUGAGUUGGAAUAUCAGGCCAGCCUGCCAGAGAAGAAAUCAGAGACCCUCUCCAGAGAUCUCAUUGACUACGUUCAGCACAUGAUCCGGAAUCAUGGUGAAAACUACAAGGCUAUGGCUCGUGAUGAGAAGAACUAUUACCAGGACACACCAAAGCAAAUAAAGAGGAAGAUCAGUGUAUAUAAACGCUUUUACUCUGAGGAGUACCAAGCUUUUUGUACCUCUCUGCAGCAGGAAAAGAUGGACCACCAAUGACUUCGAGCAAUAGGAAGAAGCACCUUGCAACGCAUUCUGGUGCUCAGAAAAUGCAGUUUGUGUUAAAUGUAAUCCUACCAUUUCAUGAAAGAACAUGGGACUACGUCUUCACAGAUGGAAUUCUUGGUUGGAACUGGUGUGGUAAAAAGUAUUGAUUUUGCAGUUUUUACCAUUCUGAGGGACAGGAUUUACAUUUGAUAAAAUAAACUACUUCCAAAACUGAAA